AUCUUCUCGUGCUUUAACGGUCGAAUUCUGAAACUCUCUGCUCCCCAGUUUCUCUCUUCUUAGCUUUUCAUCGUAGCCCCACGAUGCGGGGUUUCUCAUUCUCUUCUCGAUUUAAUUUCACAUGUUAACUAUUUUACGACUUUGUGUAAUCGAAAAAGAUUUAUUGCCACCUUUGAAUUCCAGUUUCCAGGUAUAGUUACUUAAGGAUGCCUACAGGUGUAAACAAUCUGCUUUCUCGAAUGGAAACGACAUGUGGAGCUCUUCUCUAUGAAUUACAGAUAAUUUGGGACGAGGUUGGGGAAUCUGUUGCUGAAAGGGAUAGAAUGUUACUUGAACUUGAACAAGAAUGUUUAGAAGUCUACAGAAGAAAAGUGGAUCAGGCAAACAGGUAUAGAGUUCAGCUGAGGCAGGCAAUUGCUGAUGCUGAAGCAGAGCUUGCUGCCAUCUGUUCUGCACUGGGAGAGCGACCUGUGCACAUUAGGCAGUCUGAUCAAAACUGUGGAAGCUUGAAGGCUGAACUCUUAGCCAUCCUUCCACAGAUAGAGGAGAUGAGGAACAGAAGAAUUGAUAGGAAGAAUCAAUUUAUCAAGGUCCUAGAAGAGAUACAUAGCAUUAAGAAUGAAAUCUAUAGGUCAGAUCGGUUUGCUUCUAAUGGCCCUGCAGUUGAUGAAGCUGAUUUGUCUAUAAAAAAGCUCGAAGAGUUGCAGAGAGAGAUGCAGGCACUCCAAAGUGAAAAGAGUGAACGGCUGAAGCUGGUGCUUGACCGCAUGAAGUAUUUGGACUCACUGUGCAUAGUGCUUGGUUUGGAUUUCAAGAAAAUUGUCGGUGAGAUUCAUCCGAGUUUAGCUGAAGCUGCAGGUUCAAAAAAUAUUAGUAACAGCAUCAUAGAGCAGUUGGGGACUGCUAUACAGAACCUAAGAGAGCUUAAAAUACAACGAAUGCAACAGUUACAAGAUCUUACGACUUCAUUAUUGGAGCUUUGGGACUUGAUGGACACACCAAUUGAAGAGCAACAGACAUUUCAGAAAUUUACUUGUCAUCUAGCUGCUUCAGAAGAUGAGAUGACAGAGCCUGAUAUUCUUUCUAUAAACUAUAUUAACUGUGUCAAGACAGAAGUUUCUCGAUUGGAAGGGCUGAAAGAAAGCAAAAUAAAGGAACUUAUUUUGAAAAAGAAGGCAGAGCUGGAAGUUCUCUGUAGGAAGACACAUCUUAUUCCAGAUUCAGAUAGUGCAAUGGAAAUAGCUAUAGAUGCUAUUGAUUCUGGAGCUGUUGAUGCCACUUUUGUGCUUGAACAAAUCGAGCUUCAGAUAGCUAGAGUUAAAGAGGAGGCUCUCGGCAGGAAAGAAAUCCUUGAAAAGGUUGAGAAGUGGAUGGCUGCAUGUGACGAGGAAAGCUGGCUCGAGGAGUACAAUAGGGAUGACAACCGCUAUAAUGCUGGCAGAGGUGCUCAUGUUAUGCUAAAACGUGCAGAAAAAGCUCGUGCACUGGUCAAUAAACUUCCAGCAAUGGUGGGCGCAUUGGCUUCAAAGGUUAUAGUUUGGGAAAAUGAGAAAGGAAUAGCAUUUACUUAUGAUGGCGUUCGUCUUCUCUCUAUGCUCGAACAAUAUAUGGUUCUACGGCAAGAAAAAGAACAGGAGCGAAAAAGGCAGAGGGAUCAGAAGAAACUGCAGGGACAGUUACUAACAGAGCAGGAAGCUAUUUAUGGUUCAAAGCCAAGUCCCGUGAAGAACCACAGUGUGAAGAAAAGACCUCGAUCAUCAUGUGGUGGUGCAAGCAAUAGAACGCUUUCCCUUGGUGGACCUACGCUACAGACUCCCAAGCGUGAGAUGCCUCCAUCUGCAAAAGCCACUCCCAACAUACGAAACUCGAAGAAAAAUGAGAUUAUCAACAAAUACCGUCCCAAGGAUGAUGGACUUGCACCUCCCUCUUCAGGGAGGAGAGUUGUCGGCAUGGCUGGUCAUCCUGCAAAACAUCAAUCUCCCAACUUAGUAAAUGCUCGUCAGCGAGAGUCGCCCGUGGUGCGAAAGCCGUUCUCUUCUAUUUCUUUCACCAAUUCAUCAAAGACCAAUGUCACAAAUACAUUGGAAGACCGGAACAAAAGACACAAGGAGAAGUUGCACAAGACACAAACGAACAACAAACCUUUCACUACUCCUCCCAAGACCAUUUCCAUUGCCGAGCAAGAGAACAGAACGCCCCAAACAAUGGGAAUUUCUGUAGCAUCAACACCCUCAACAUCGUCUGUUCCUGUGCAGACACCAACAACACCGCCUCCUCUCCAAACAACAAUAACACCGGUUCCUUCUACAAAGAAGACAGUUCCUGAGGAGAUUGAGUACUCGUUUGAGGAGAGGAGAGCUGGAUUUGUGUUGCCUAGAUCACGUCUAAUGACCGUGACACAAGUAUAGCUAUAACCAUUUGUUUGCUCAGUUCAGUUCAGUUGCAGUUGUUAUAUAUUCAUUUAUGGCUUUUGUUUGUGAUGACGAGUCUAUUGUCUCCGUCUUGUGUACAUAAUCCUAGGAAACAACUGAACAAGGACCCUGGACGCUGAAAUUGCUUCCCCUCCAAACCUGAUGUGAAUUUCAUCUGAUUUGUGAAUAGUGGCUUCUUCAUUUAAUUACAAAAUCACA
This is a messenger RNA of Sesamum indicum (sesame), 2630 nucleotides long. Its product is annotated as 65-kDa microtubule-associated protein 3. The record is from RefSeq and is a predicted model, not a curated record. Gene Ontology annotation, biological process: microtubule cytoskeleton organization. Gene Ontology annotation, cellular component: spindle; cytoplasm. Lineage: Eukaryota; Viridiplantae; Streptophyta; Magnoliopsida; Lamiales; Pedaliaceae. Gene Ontology annotation, molecular function: microtubule binding.